Messenger RNA from Onthophagus taurus, 1708 nucleotides. RefSeq names its product spermine oxidase. Gene Ontology annotation, molecular function: polyamine oxidase activity. The record is from RefSeq and is a predicted model, not a curated record. NCBI's taxonomy places the organism in Eukaryota, Metazoa, Arthropoda, Insecta, Coleoptera, Scarabaeidae.
AAAGUUUUGAUAUUUUAUGUUAAUUUCAUCGUGUUAUCACCAAGUUUUGCGUAACAUAGCCUUCAUAUAAACCAAAGGUUCUUCGAAUUAACCAGUUAUUUAACAAAUCAACGUGCUGGUUCAAGAUGAAAUCUUCAAAAUUAAUUUUUGUGUUGUCAAGGGCGAUUAUUGUUGCCCUACUAUUUAGGACUAGUAAUUCAAGUAAUUCCCCUAGUGUAAUUAUUAUAGGUGCAGGCAGCGCGGGAAUAGCAACGGCGACGAAACUACUUAAAAAUAACGUUAGUAAUUUUAUUAUUUUGGAAGCCGAGAAUCGUAUCGGCGGUAGAGUUAAUAGUGUUGAAUUUGGUGACGCAAUCGUUGAUUUGGGAGCGGAAUGGUGUCACGGGGAAAAGAAUAAUGUCGUUUUUGAAAUGGUUAAAAAUUUAGAUGUUUUGCGUUUAAGGGAUUUUUCCGAUUUGAUUUUAGCGUAUUAUUCGAACAGGGCAAGGAUUAAUCCCGUUUUAAAUAACAAAUUAUUUGGUAUCAUUGAUAGUAUUUAUUUUCCGAGUGGAAAUAAAAAACAGGACGAGGGAAUUAGUUUGGGACAAUAUUGUCUUAAAGAAUAUAACAAUAAAGUAUCACAAUUAAAUUUAACCGAUCCAUUAGAACUUCAUUUUACAAACGAUUACAAAGAUUUUUUUGAAAGAUACACACUAUCUUCAGAAGGUUCUUUCUCUUGGGAUGAUCCAUCAGCGGAAAGUGAUUAUAGAGAUUGCGAAGGACGUUUAGAUUGGAAUUGGAAUGGAAGAGGUUAUAAAACGGCUUUAGAUGUUCUUAUGCAAAAAUUUCCAAACACAUCUCAACCACUACCAAUAGACGAUAAAAUUUUAUUGAAUAAAGAAGUUGAAAAAAUUUAUUGGGAUAACCGCAAUGAUACGGUCAGCGUUUUAUGUAAAGAUAAUACGCUUUACAAUGCAGAUAUGGUUGUAUUUACACCUUCAUUGGGCGUGUUGAAAGAUCGCCAUGAAAAACUUUUUGUACCAACUUUACCGGAAUAUAAAAAAAUUGCGAUUAGAAAUUUAGGUAUUGGAGCUGUGAUGAAGGUUAUGUUAUUAUUUGAGAAAUCAUGGUGGCCACAAGGGUCCGAUUUUAACGGAUUUAUGUUCAUUUGGGCGUCAGAAGAUAAAAAUGGAAAAUUAGAAAAGUUUAAUAUUAACGGAAAACCUUGGAUAUUAGACUUAAUGGCUUUAUUACCCGUCGAAAAAAAUCCAAACGUAUUAUCAGCUUGGUUCGUAGGCUCUAGUGUACCCAACAUAGAAAUUUUAAACUCCAAAAAUUUACUUGAUGGUCUCAAUUUUGCUUUGGAUCAAUUUUUAAGUCAUGAAUAUAAUGUGACAAAACCAAUUUCUUUUAUACGAUCUCAAUGGUAUACAAAUCCACAUUUUCGUGGGACAUACUCUUACCAAACGAUCGCUUCCAGACAAACAAAAAGUAAUGCUGUUAUAGCACAACCACUUUUGAAUAAAAACGGAAAAGAAACAGUAUUAUUUGCCGGAGAAGCUACCCAUCCAAUUCGUUAUUCCACGGUGCAUGGAGCUAUUGAAACCGGAUUUAGAGAAGCGGAUAGCAUCAUUAAGAAGUUAAACUAUAUACGUCGAAAAUGAAAAAAUUAAUUCAAUAUUGAAAAUGUAUAAUUACUAGUUAAAAAUACUAAUAAUAAAAUCACAAA